GACAAAAAAUUUGCAGAGCCCAUACUGUUCGUUCUGAUCGACGGUGUUCGACUUCUCAGUCCUCACUCUUCUCUUCUGAAAUGGGUAACCCCCACCAGUUCAUCAUCUUGUUUCACCGUCAGAAUUUGUGUGGGGAUGGGGAGCUAUUGGGUGAAGCUCCUCACACAAAUCAGACUAUGCUCUAUGAAUGCUUGAAAGAUUUGAGUAUGGGAAGCAAAUUACAAAAUCCAAAUUUUCAUAUUGAUAUUUCUAUUGAGGGAGUCAUGCUUAGAGGAGUGGCUGGUGUGAACUUUAGGUACAAUGAAUGGUUGAAUGCAAUUAGUUGCGUAUGGAUGGCUGAAGAUGCACAAGGGAUGUUCAGAGGUAGCAGUCCAGCUUCAGAUCCUACUUUUAUGGUUGUGGAAUUUGUUGGAGACCAUUUCAAAGAAGGAUUAAGAACACACAUAAAGUUGCUAGCAUGUUGGUAGAGAAGAAGAAUCGCCUCCCGAAUGGAUGCCGUGAUAAACUUCAUUGAUUUUUUAUUUUUUUCCUGUCAUAUCUAUUUUGUUCAACUGGUUGGGGUUUUUACAUGCAUCCAAGUAAUAAUUUGGACGACAAUUUUAGUACUGUUUUCAUGUAAUAUAUAGAUAUACAUAUAAAGAUAAU
Molecule: messenger RNA, 645 nt
Organism: Prunus mume (Japanese apricot)
Lineage: Eukaryota; Viridiplantae; Streptophyta; Magnoliopsida; Rosales; Rosaceae
Source: RefSeq, a predicted model, not a curated record